UCACCCGUGUCUAGAUGAUCUUACUUACCUGGAUCAUAGCAUUGCGUUGACGGUUUUGAGUUCUUUCCCUUCCUUGGUUUCAACUUUGGCCCAGCCCUUCGUUCGCAGCUUUACCGUUAUUAUAUACUUACAAGUUGGCAGUCAGAGCACGAUUAAUAUGGGGAACCAGAUCUCUCAAAAGGAAACGGAAAAAUGUAAACUCCAGAAGUUACGCCACAAGUAUAUUGAACAUCUAAUACAACUGGAACCUGCGUUGAAGGAAGAUGAUUUACUAGAUGGCGUGGAGUCAGAUAGUACCCUUGACAAGAUCGACCCUGGAAGAUACGAUUUACCUUUCGAAAACCUGGCGUUUGAAGGAGGUGGAGCUAAAGGACUGGGACAUGCAGGAGCGGUGAAGUAUCUGGAAGAAAUUGGAGUUUUGCCAAAGAUCGUACGUCUAUCUGGAGCCAGUGCUGGAGCCAUACAGGCUGUACUCAUUGCUGUUGGUUGCGACUCAAGUGAGAUGGAAUCCUACAUGGGAGAGGAUUGGAACGAACUAUUACGCGACGGGGGAUUUUUUGGUGGUGUACGGAACCUGUUCAAGAGAUUUGGCUGGCACCCAGGAAAUAGAAUCUACGAAUGGUUUGGCGACAUAUUACGACUAAAGACAGGGUCUGAAGACAUCACGUUUGAACAGAUUCGGAAGAAAUAUGGCCGCGAGCUGUGCGUCGUCGUCACCAACUUGAACCUCAUGACAGCAGAAUACUGCCACCCCAAAACUACACCGGAUAUGCCAGUCAGGGUCGCAGUGCGCAUGUCAAUGUCUCUCCCAGGUCUGUUUACACCUAUACUAUAUAACCAGCACGGCUCUGAGGACACCUUCAUUGAUGGCGGUACUCUCUGUAACUACCCAGUACACUGUUUUGACGGUUGGUUCCUGUCAAUGGAUAAAUCUGACAACUUCAUCGCACGUCUACAGCCGUUGGACGACCUCCCAACAUUGUUUGAAAACAGGUUCAACCAGGCCAGCCGCUCCAACAAAACGCUCGGCUUUCUGUUAUACGCGGACAAUGAAAGAGAUUAUCUGAGGCAAAGUCUCGAGAGGAAGGUCAAGUCUGUCCAACCGGUCAAACCAAGUGUAGAAACGAAACUAUACAAGAAUUGGAUAGAGAAAAAAGAGGACAUGAAUAAAGCUAAAAGAAUCCACCAGAAGAUAACAGACGCCAUGAAUUCGUUCUUGAAGGUCAUUGACCAGUGCAAUAUGAAUCAGGACAAGGUCAUUGGCCGGAAGGAGUUGGAAAACGCCAUGAAAGGUGGGUCAUUCACGAACGACCAGGCCCAAAUUCUGUUCGGGGAAGGUGUGAGUCCAGAACAAGCGUUUCAUAUUUUGGACCAAGAUGGCACAGGGGAGAUUCAUUACAGUGAACUUUUGAGUUUUAUGGAAGACCAUGGCAUCAAUAUUCGGCAGCGAUCACUUGGCGUCAGAAGAAGCGUUGUAAACAGUUUACCGAGCUAUGUUAAUAGCAUCCAAAAUACACUUCUCCUGAACAUCAGGAAGAUGACUACUAAGCCGUGUGACAUUGACAGGACUGUUGGCAUCAACACUGGACAUGUGGACACCACAGACUUCGAGCUGGAGGAUGCGGACAAGAGGUUCGUUGUCAUGCGUGGAUACAACGCCUGCCGAGCCUUCUUGCAACGUUACAUUGCUGAUAACAAUCUGCAACCCAGAGAAGACAACGACAAAACUGCGGACAGAGAAGGGGAAAGCAUGUCUAAUUAGACCACAGUGGACCACUCAGAUGGAAGACUGUGUCCAGUGGAAAGUGAGCAGAUGAUCAUGUAAAAAUACAUAUCAUUUAUGUUGUUUUCACUGUCCUCUCUGACGACUUUACAAACUAGUGAAGAUUUGAAUAUGGCCUAUCGUUGAUUGGUAAAAUGUACCGGUCAGUAAUGAUUACUUUCCGAAGAACAAAGUGUACUCACGUGUCAAGUGAUAGUUACUUAUCUUCUGCACACAAUGCACAUAAUGAACUGCAUUAGUACAUUUACUAAGCUUCUUUUAAGUUUUACAACACUUUAAUAAAGGCUCGUUUCUUGGUCA
Molecule: messenger RNA, 2083 nt
Organism: Haliotis rubra (blacklip abalone)
Lineage: Eukaryota; Metazoa; Mollusca; Gastropoda; Lepetellida; Haliotidae
Exons: 14
Coding region: 158-1762 (534 amino acids)
Biological process (GO): lipid metabolic process
Molecular function (GO): calcium ion binding
Source: RefSeq, a predicted model, not a curated record